Messenger RNA from Ectocarpus sp. CCAP 1310/34, 643 nucleotides. NCBI's taxonomy places the organism in Eukaryota, Phaeophyceae, Ectocarpales, Ectocarpaceae. The record is from the annotation of a GenBank genome assembly.
AUGGAAGCAGCGAAGGUGGACCGGGGAGUGCGGUGGCAUACAGGGGUACUGCAGGGAGCUAAGAGGUUCAUGGCCUCCUGGCACAAGAAGGAAGAGGAGGCUAGCCGACAACGAGCGCUCAAACGAAACAAUAAGCCCGACAACAACACGGACACGGCAACAACCACGGGGGUGGGAGGGGUACAGCAGGCGGACGAGACGGCGAGGAAACGCAGGAAACGCGAAGAGGCGGACCGAGUGGCGCGAAACACCGUGCCGAAAUGAACCUCUUGUUUGACUUAUCCCCCUCCCCCCCCCACCCAGCCGCCCCCCGCAAUCUAGACUUCAGUGGGUUGGCGCUGUUGGCAAAGCGCUGUAAAACACGCCACCCCAAAUAUAGCCCCCAUAGUAUGCGCUACCAAAGACGCGUGACGCAUGGAUGCGUGGAGUGAGGAUUGCUUACGGAAACCUCACAGGUUGAGUGAUGUAGGAGAUUGCCGGACACAUAGACGUGUUGAGUGAUUAUAGCUGUAUACUGAAACCCCACGGAAAGGGGAGGUUUGAGAUUGCCAGACACAUAGACGGGUUGCGUGGGGAUAGCUGCUGGAACCCCACGGGUUGAGUGAUGUUGGAGUGCCGGACACAUAGACGCGUUGAAUGAGGA